Cimex lectularius (bed bug) is the source of this 713-nucleotide messenger RNA. It is a transcript of the gene GMF, whose product is annotated as glia maturation factor beta. The coding region runs from base 217 to 636 and encodes 139 amino acids. Gene Ontology annotation, molecular function: actin binding; Arp2/3 complex binding. The record is from RefSeq and is a predicted model, not a curated record. The transcript has 5 exons. NCBI's taxonomy places the organism in Eukaryota, Metazoa, Arthropoda, Insecta, Hemiptera, Cimicidae. Gene Ontology annotation, biological process: negative regulation of Arp2/3 complex-mediated actin nucleation; actin filament debranching. Gene Ontology annotation, cellular component: actin cortical patch.
AAUUAAAACACUGAGAUAAAUUAUAUUUUGGUAUUUUUUUAAAAUAGAUUGUUCAAUAAUUUCCCUUCGUAGACCCAGCCUGGCUAGUACUUAACAGUUCUUGCCCCUUUUGACAGCACAGGCAUCCAGGUUACAACAACAACAAGAGUUCUUGUUGUCAAGGGAACAACAGCUAAAACUCCAGUGAAGCCGAACGAAGAAAAUACAAAGAAAACAAUGUCUAACGUCAACGUGUGCGAAAUUGAAGAUGAUGUCAAAGAAGCAUUGAAAAAAUUCCGAUUCAGAAAGGCAGAAACAAGCGCCGCCCUUAUCCUUAAGGUGGACAAACAGGCGCAGAAGAUCUGCAUCGAUGAAUUGGUCGAGGACACCAGCUUGGAUGAUUUGCAAGAAGUGUUACCCGGGCACCAGCCCAGAUACGUCGUUUACACUUGCCGUCUAGCCCAUCCGGACGGAAGAGUAUCAUUUCCGAUGUGCUUUAUAUAUGUCACACCAAGGGACUGCCAGACCGACUUGCAGAUAAUGUACGCUGGGACGAAAAUAGCCGUGCAAAGAGAGGCCAAUCUUCCUCUCGCUUAUGAGGUACGUGAGCUGGACGAGCUCACCGACGAAUGGCUUUACUCGAAGCUUUUAAAAUAGAUCGCAACAUAAAUCACAUACUGUAUUACCUUAACCAAUAACGUUACCUUUUUUUAAUAUACCGUCGUCGUUUGAUA